Messenger RNA from Penicillium argentinense, 1122 nucleotides. RefSeq names its product 3-deoxy-7-phosphoheptulonate synthase. Gene Ontology annotation, cellular component: cytoplasm. Gene Ontology annotation, biological process: aromatic amino acid biosynthetic process. Lineage: Eukaryota; Fungi; Ascomycota; Eurotiomycetes; Eurotiales; Aspergillaceae. Gene Ontology annotation, molecular function: 3-deoxy-7-phosphoheptulonate synthase activity. The transcript is spliced from 4 exons. The record is from RefSeq and is a predicted model, not a curated record. Bases 1 to 1122 code for a protein of 373 amino acids.
AUGUCGUUCUUCAUCGAGAACCCCAAUGUGGGUAACCACAGUCAUCUGGAAGACUCUCGCAUUGUCGGCUACAACCCUCUCACCCCGCCCAACCUCCUUCAGCAUGAGAUCGCAUUGACCGAGAAGUCGCGGGAGACUGUGCUGCAGGGUCGUGAUGAGGCUGUCGCGAUCGUGCAUGGCACCGACAAGGAGAAGCAGCGUCUGCUGGUGGUGAUCGGCCCUUGCUCCAUCCACGACCCCGAUAUGGCCUUGGAAUACUGCGAUCGUCUGCUCAAGCUGAAGGAGAAGUAUGCCGACGACCUGCUGAUCGUCAUGCGCUCGUACCUGGAGAAGCCACGUACCACUGUUGGUUGGAAGGGACUGAUCAACGACCCCGAUAUCGAUAACAGCUUCAAGAUCAACAAGGGUUUGCGCACCUCCCGCCAGCUCUUCGUUGACCUGACCAACAAGGGAAUGCCCAUCGCGAGUGAGAUGCUUGAUACUAUCUCCCCGCAGUUCCUCGCCGAUUGCCUGUCCGUCGGCGCCGUCGGCGCCCGUACCACCGAGUCCCAGGUCCACCGUGAGCUGUCCUCUGGUCUGUCUUUCCCCGUCGGUUUCAAGAACGGUACCGACGGCUCGCUCGAUGUCGCUGUGGAUGCCAUUGGCUCCGUCAAGUCUCCCCACCAUUUCUUGUCUGUGACCAAGCCCGGUGUCGUCUCCAUCGUGGGCACUGUCGGAAACCCCGACUGUUUCGUCAUUCUGCGCGGUGGCAAGAGGGGCCCCAACUACGAUGCCGCCAGCAUCAAGGAAGCCAAAAGCAAGCUGGAGGCCAAGGGCAUGCGGGCUCGCCUGAUGGUGGACUGCAGCCACGGCAACUCCGAGAAGAACCACAAGAACCAGCCCAAGGUUGCUGCUGUUCUCGGCGAGCAAAUCGCGGCCGGCGAGACUGCUAUUAUGGGCGUCAUGAUCGAGAGCAACAUCAACGAAGGUAACCAGAAGGUUCCCCCCGAGGGCAAGGCCGGUCUCAAGUACGGUGUCAGUAUCACCGAUGCCUGCAUUGGCUGGGAAGACACUGAGUCGACACUUGAGACUCUCGCCCAGGCAGUACGCGCCCGGAGGCAGAAAUUGAAUGGCACCAACUAA